This is a messenger RNA of Pyricularia oryzae 70-15, 1986 nucleotides long. Its product is annotated as pre-mRNA-splicing factor prp46. Gene Ontology annotation, biological process: mRNA splicing, via spliceosome. NCBI's taxonomy places the organism in Eukaryota, Fungi, Ascomycota, Sordariomycetes, Magnaporthales, Pyriculariaceae. Gene Ontology annotation, cellular component: Prp19 complex; precatalytic spliceosome; catalytic step 2 spliceosome. The transcript has a single exon. The record is from RefSeq and is a predicted model, not a curated record. Gene Ontology annotation, molecular function: protein binding. Bases 207 to 1739 code for a protein of 510 amino acids.
CGACAACGCGCGCGUCGCGAACCACCGUUAAACCUCAUCAAUCCAUCCCAUUGUCCGAACCAACAGUGCCUCAGACACCUUAAAUCCCGCCAUCCGCGAUCAGCCUCCGCUCAAAUAGACUCCACCGAUAUUUUCAGGAUACAAUACAGUGGUGAUUGGAUUGCUCGCCAAAAGAUCGCAGCAUACUUGCGCCCGGCAUCAGCAAGAUGGCUCAAGACUCUGUCGAGGGUCCAGCUGACGCCGCGCUCCAGGCUCUCAUCAUCAAGAACGCAAAGCAGACAAGGGAUAUCUUUACCGACAUCACAAGCCGUAAGCGCAUAAAGCUUGUUGACCCGGCGACACCGACCGAUGGCGACCUCGACAGGGACACAUUAGCCUUGCGCUUCAAUUCCGAGUAUGCAGACCUCAGGGAGCUGCCGCCAGCUCUGGCAGCAAGGCAAGUUGCCGCUGCGGGGGGAAGGAAAAAGCCUGGUGCGAGGAAGGCGGCAGCAGCGGGCCCACCGGCAGACACACCCGAAGAGGAGAAGUCCCGCAAGUUGAUAGAGGGCAUCCCGACACGGGGAGCGAAUCCAAGAUCACAGAACGGGACUGGUGCCGCGCAGUCGAGUGCACUCGUCCUCAAGGGUCGUGGCACGGGCACGGAAGGACAAGGCGGACAGGAGCAGAGACAACAACAAAAACAGAAUGAUAGGGGACCACCGGUGAUCGGGCAGCAGCUCACGCUGGCACGGGCACAGGAGCUCAACAUGCAGCUCAAGCCCGAAUGGCACAGACCAUGGAAGCUGAUGCGUGUCAUCUCAGGACACCUGGGUUGGGUGCGGGCCCUCGCAGUUGAGCCCGACAACAAGUGGUUCGCCAGCGGUGCCGGCGACCGCACCAUCAAGAUUUGGGAUCUGGCGAGCGGCCGGCUGAGGCUGACGCUGACUGGUCACAUCUCGACUGUGCGUGGUUUGGCCGUCUCGCCCCGGCACCCAUACCUCUUCUCUUGCGCUGAGGACAAGAUGGUCAAGUGCUGGGACUUGGAGACGAACAAGGUCAUCAGGCACUACCACGGCCAUCUGAGUGGUGUCUACACACUUGCUCUGCAUCCAACCCUUGACGUCCUGGUGACGGGUGGACGUGACGGUGUGGCCCGUGUUUGGGACAUGCGCACUCGCAGCAACAUUCACGUGCUGAGCGGGCACACCGGAACCGUGUCGGAGCUAGUGUGCCAGGAGGCGGAUCCGCAAGUCAUUACAGGCAGUCUGGACUCGACGGUGCGCAUGUGGGACCUUGCCGCUGGCAAGACCAUGGGAGUGCUCACCCACCACAAAAAGGGUGUGCGCGCGCUGGCCACGCACCCAACAGAGUUCACCUUUGCCUCGGGAAGCGCCGGCUCUAUCAAGCAGUGGAAAUGCCCCGAGGGUGCUUUUAUGCAGAAUUUUGAGGGUCACAAUUCAAUCAUCAACACACUGUCAGUCAACGACCAGAACGUUUUCUUCUCAGGUGCCGACAAUGGCUCCAUGAGCUUCUGGGAUUGGAAGACUGGUCAUCGCUUCCAGUCACUAGACACGACUGCCCAGCCCGGUUCGCUCCAGGCUGAGUCGGGUAUCUUUACAUCGACCUUUGAUCAGUCGGGCAGCCGUCUCAUUUGUGGCGAGGCAGACAAGACUAUCAAAAUAUGGAAGGAGGAUAUGGAGGCAACGCCAGAGACCCACCCACUUGACUGGAAGCCUACAUUGGGUAGGAGGAAGUUUUAAGAAUACUAUCAAAUGUAUAACACUAUAUACAGUCAGAGUCUAAUAUGUACAAGUGUCAUACGUUAUUGUGCACCCAUCCGUUGCGAAAGAAACUGUCUGAUGCGUAAGGCAUCUACCUACUUUAUGAUAGAACCCAUGUGCCUUGGUCGAUGCUUCCCACUUUUUUGCUCUUGUUAUUCGUUAUCCAGAAAAUUGCCUUCGAGGUCGAAAAAGCUAUGAAAUUUGAUGUCCUAGAUUUCUCCACGAC